GUAUCAAGUACAUUUAGUUUAGUCGGUCAUUCAGUCAUAUGUCCAUCAUUAUUUCUUUAAAAACAAAUAAAGUAAUUGUCCUAUAUAGGACUAAAAAAGAAGAGAAAUUCUCAAAUAAGACCAUGUAUGUUUUUUCCCCCAAAUAGGAUCGAUUUACUCCUAUUUUAAAACAUUCGCAUAUUUCAUUCUAUUAUUACCCUCUAUCCCUUUACGCACAUCUCCCCAACCGCUUCCCCUUCUCUCCUGCGCACAACCGCUUCCCCUUCUCUCCUGCGCACAUCCCUCUCUCUCUUUCUUGGUUCCUUGCGCAUCAUCAUCGGCUUCAUCCAAGCCAUCGUCGCCGCCUCCGUCGACUUCGCCCUGUGCACAAGAUCGACCGCUUUCCUCUCACGCCAUCGAUUUCGCCGCUGCCAUUAAGAUCUGAAACUCUUGUGUUAUGCCAUGGACGGUGUCGCCAGUGUGGGAAGCGGCGGCGAUCAGGGGGCGGCGAUGAGUGGAAAUGAUGGGCCGUCAAGGAUGCGGCAGCAGGCGGUGAGGGCGGCAACGGGCGGCACAUUCACCGGCGAGGGCGGCGACGGGCGGCACAUUCACCGGCGAGGGCGGCGACAGACGGCGUCGUCUCCGGUGAGGGCGGAGGCAGGAUCCGGCGGCGGGCGGUUUGGCUCUGGCGGUGGCAGUGUCACUGCUAGGGUUUCAAUAGUUUUUAAUUUUACAUUUUUAAAAUUUAAAAUAUUAGAAGAGGGGUAUUUUAGUCUACUACUCUGAAAAUGGUCCUAUGAAACAUAUGGUUCGUUUAUAGUCCUAAAUGGGCAAUUAACUUUGCUAUUAGUCCUAUUUGAGGCAUUAACUCAAACA
This is a messenger RNA of Cuscuta europaea, 855 nucleotides long. NCBI's taxonomy places the organism in Eukaryota, Viridiplantae, Streptophyta, Magnoliopsida, Solanales, Convolvulaceae. The record is from the annotation of a GenBank genome assembly.